Dovyalis caffra is the source of this 1896-nucleotide messenger RNA. Lineage: Eukaryota; Viridiplantae; Streptophyta; Magnoliopsida; Malpighiales; Salicaceae. The record is from the annotation of a GenBank genome assembly.
AUGUCGAAAUCGUUACCUUAUUCAAUGAAAGAUGUCCAUUACGACAACGCCAAGUUCCGGCAACGUUCGUUCGUCAAGGUGAUCACACGGUCCUUGCCCACCAAUAAUGUAAAGCAUGAUUGUAUAAGUUUCAGUACAGGAAAAUUUUUAGCAUUAUUAAUGAUCUUUGGUUUAGCAUAUCUUAUGUUCACACAUACAAGUACUCCCCAUUAUGUUUCCCAUGGACAAGCAGAAGGAAUAAAGGUGAAUGAAGAAGUUAAGGCCGUUUCAGAUGCUAUUGGUAGCUUCAGAAGAUUUUUGAGGAAACCACCAAGGCUUCCUCCUCGACUACCGCCUGAUGAAAAGGGUAGCAGUGAUAAUCUUCCUCAUGAAUUUCAGAAGCUAAAUACUGAUUCAAAAUGGAUGGAUAGGCAAGAAAGAGUGCAGAAGGCUUUCAUCCAUGCUUGGUCAGGCUAUAAAAAGUAUGCAAUGGGCUAUGAUGAACUUAUGCCCCUGACUCAGCAAGGAGUUGAUGGAUUAGGAGGUCUAGGUGCUACUGUUGUUGAUGCUCUUGAUACUGCCUUGAUAAUGGGUGCUGAUGAAGUUAUUUCUGAAGCGGGCUCGUGGAUUGAAACACACCUUUCUGAUAGGAUUAGCAGGAACGGCCAAGUUAAUUUAUUUGAAACUACUAUUCGUGUCUUGGGUGGCCUUUUAAGUGCUUAUCAUUUAAGUGGAGGAGAGCAAUGGACAAACAUGACGCAUAAGGGGCCUAAACCAAUUGUUUAUCUUGAAACUGCUAGAAAUUUGGCUGAUCGACUGCUUUUAGCUUUUACUUCUAGCCCAACUUCUAUUCCCUUUAGUGAUGUUGUUUUGCAUGAUCCAUCAGCACAUCGAGCUCCCGAUGGAUUGAGUAGUACUGCAGAAGUCUCUACUGUGCAGCUUGAAUUUAAUUACCUCAGCACUGUUUCUGGUGAUCCAAAGUACAGCAUAGAAGCUAUGAAGGUUUUGGAACAUAUGAAAAAUCUUCCAAAGAUUGAAGGACUGGUUCCCAUAUACAUAAGCCCUGACUCUGGUGAAUUUAGUGGAGAAAAUAUUAGAUUGGGAUCUCGUGGUGACAGCUAUUAUGAGUACCUAAUUAAAGUAUGGCUUCAGGAGGGGACCAAUCGAGAUGGUAAUUUUAAAUAUCUUUAUGAUAUGUAUGAGGAAGCAAUGAAGGGUGUAAGGCACCUACUUGUUCGGAAAUCAAUCCCCAACGGAUUGGUUUUUGUUGGGGAAUUACCUCACGGACCUAAAGGUUCCUUUAGCCCAAAAAUGGAUCACCUGGUCUGUUUUUUGCCUGGCACACUUGCACUUGGUUCCACUAAGGGUCUUACAAAGGAGAAGGCAAUGAAAGAAAAUUUGCUCAAUUUUGAGGACCUUGAAAAUUUGAAGCUUGCAGAAGAUUUAGCCAAGACAUGCUUUGAGAUGUAUUCAGUAACUUCUACUGGGCUUGCCCCAGAAAUCGCAUACUUCCAUACUGAGGAAUAUUCAGAACAUGGACUUGAUGGUGGGAAUAAGAAUUCAAAGUUUGUCAAUGACAUAAUAAUCAAACAUGCUGAUCGUCAUAAUCUUUUGCGGCCUGAAACUGUUGAAUCACUGUUUGUCUUGUAUCGUAUCACAGAAGACCCGAAAUACCAGGAAUGGGGUUGGCGGAUCUUUGAAGCAUUUGAGAAGUACACAAAGGUUGAUUCCGGUGGAUACAGUUCUUUAGGAGAUGUUACUGCCCUUCCUCCUCAGAGAAGAGACAAAAUGGAGACCUUCUUCUUGGGCGAGACACUCAAGUAUUUCUACUUGCUAUUUGGGGAUAGAUCUGUCAUUCCAUUGGAUAAGUUUGUCUUUAACUCAGAAGCUCAUCCCUUUCCUAUUAAAGGCUCAUGA